AAAGUCCUGCUACGUUCUUUGUCUGACGCAGCGCUUGUAGCCUUGCUCCCAUUUACAAUUCGCUGUUUGAUGUAAAAAUGACGAGCAACCAAAUUGUAUUGGGUUACAUCAUUGUAAGCGGUGGUAUUGUCUUACUUUUGUAAAUACUUUACUGAUGCUCCGCGAUAUACUACGGAAGUUGUCACGACUUCAUGAUGCAGGUGGUCUCUGCCUUCUCGCGUCUGGGCUGCUGGAGAUCAUUACAGAGAGCCUUCAGUCCUAAGAUGGCACACAAGGAUGAAGAUUUAGACGAGACCACCUGGCUUCAAUUGAUUGAGCGGAGUGAACGAACAACUGUCCUCUUCAACUCCCUAUUGGAUGAGCUUGAAGAUCUCCUUGAAGAGCUGGAGGCAGAGGAAGAUGACCUCUGUGGGUGUGGCUGUGAUGACUCUUCUAUCACACAGAGCAGCCGUGUGUGUAUCUUGCCCAGUGAAGAAUUCACCGUAGAGUCUGGCAAUCCCUCUGAAGUUUUGGUACCCAACAGCAGAGCCCAGAAGCUUUGGAGACGGGUCUUCUUAGUCAUUCGCAUCAUCCGGAUACUGCUGUCACUCUCAAAGUCAACACGGAAACCACCUACUCCUACUGAAGAGGAUACAACUGCCAGGCCCCACAUGUUGCCCUGUCCUCUGCAAUGCUCUGAGGCCAGAGAGGAGCCGCCUACUGAAGAGUCUGUAAAUCCCUCCAAAUCUUUGGCAGGCAUACUGACCAGCAGAGCCCAGAAGCGUUGGAGACAGAUGUUCCUAGUGAUACGAAUUGUGAGGGCACUGCUGUCACCCUCAAAGUUGAAACAAAAUCCGUCCACGCCUACUAAGGAGAAAGCCCCUGCCAGGCCUCCCGUUCUGCUUUCUCCUCCACAAUGCACCAAGGCCAAACAGAAGUGGUCCGGGCGUGCUGAGGUGAACCCCCCGACCAAGCUCUCCCUACUGCCUUGCCCUCCACAGUGCAUCAAGGUCGAACCAGAGGCGAGAGAGGUCAAGUCAACGUCCAUCAUGUUGUUCUCCCAAGGGCCCCAAAUCCACAUGAUUUCACAGGAGCUGAGAGAGAGACUGGAGGCCCAUGUCCGACGUAAACAAACGUACCGUCUGUUCGGCUCUCCACCAAAGAUUGCCAGGGUCUUGGCGUACACGGCGGCAUCCAUUGUAGUGCCAAAGGCUCCGCAUAAGCGAUGGGAGGCAGACGCCUCACAAUUUAGAGAAAAAUGUCCACAGAGAUGUUGUUAAGCCUAAGGGGCAACCAUUCCACCUUGUUGGCUUUGAAUAAUAGGCCUAUGCUGCUGAGAAUAUGCCUUUAGUCUUUCUAUAAAAGUUUUCAGGUCAAAGAUUUCAGGUUUCUUAACCUUACUUUUUCAGAUAACUUUUCUAAAAAUAUAUAUGUAUAUAAAUGCAUAAUAAAAGAAGAGCAUGGCACAAAAAAAUAAA
Molecule: messenger RNA, 1457 nt
Organism: Engraulis encrasicolus (European anchovy)
Lineage: Eukaryota; Metazoa; Chordata; Actinopteri; Clupeiformes; Engraulidae
Exons: 3
Coding region: 192-1259 (355 amino acids)
Source: RefSeq, a predicted model, not a curated record